Messenger RNA from Penicillium roqueforti, 1296 nucleotides. Its product is annotated as putative aminotransferase. The record is from RefSeq and is a predicted model, not a curated record. Gene Ontology annotation, molecular function: transaminase activity; pyridoxal phosphate binding. The coding region runs from base 1 to 1296 and encodes 431 amino acids. The transcript has a single exon. Gene Ontology annotation, biological process: amino acid metabolic process; biosynthetic process. Lineage: Eukaryota; Fungi; Ascomycota; Eurotiomycetes; Eurotiales; Aspergillaceae.
AUGGCCCAAUCGGUUCUCUCCCGUCGGGCACAAGAUGUCGUCGAUGCCGGAUCCGAUAACCCCAUGUGGGACGUGAUGAAGGACGCGUGGGACGCGUCAACAAACCCCAACGGUUAUGUCAACGUGGGCGUAGCCGAAAACACACUAAUGCACGACGAGCUCCUCAAAUUCAUCAACAAGAAGCUCGAGCUGCCAGCCAAGUACCUCACCUACAACGAUGGCGGAUCUGGCUCUUCCAGAUUGAAGGCAGCCAUCGCCGCAUUCUUGGACCGCCAUCUGAAGCCAGUCAAGCCACUCGAGCCGAGCCACGUCAUAGCCACCAACGGUGUCUCGUCUGCGGUCGAGCAUGUUGCAUGGUCAUUCGCAGAUCCCGGCGAGGGCAUCCUUCUAGGAAGACCGUACUACGGCAUGUUCAUCCCCGACAUCUCACUGCGUUCGCGUAGUCCCGUGGUUCCUGUCAGUUUCGGAGAACACGACCCUCUCAGCAUCGAAAGCGUGGAUAAGUAUGAAGAAGCAUUGCUGGAGUUUCACCGAACAACUGGUAAGAAAGUCAAGGCUUUGAUGCUUGCGCAUCCGCACAACCCGCUUGGACGCUGCUAUCCCAAAGAAGUGCUCGUCAAGCUGAUGCGGCUCUGUCAGAAAUACCAGAUCCAUUUCGUCAGCGAUGAAAUCUAUGCGCUUUCGGUCUUUGAGAAUACCGUCGACAAAUAUCCACCACCUGUCAAAUUCGAAUCCGCCCUUUCCAUCGAUCUGACUGGCAUUAUCGACCCCCGUUUGGUUCAUGUCCUCUGGGGUAUGAGCAAAGAUUUUGGCGCGAACGGUAUCCGACUCGGUGUCAUCAUUUCCCAGGCCAACCGUGAUUUCCAUAUGGCGAUGACGGGCCCAUCGCUCUAUUCUUUUGCUUCUGGGAUCACGGAUCACCUGACUUCUCUUCUGCUUGAAGACUUCGAUUUCACCGACCGGUAUAUUCAACAAAAUCAGAAGCUGCUGUCGGAAUCCUAUGCGUACACAGCGAACUACCUGAAAGACCACGGAAUUGAAUAUGCGACAGGAUGCAAUGCUGCGUUCUUCGUCUGGAUGAACCUGGGAAAGAGAUACCGCGAGCUUCACCCGGAAACUGAGUGCGAGAACGUUGGCGAACAAGUUAUGCAGCACCUUUUGCAAAAGAAGGUCUUUUUGGCCAGCGGUUUUCUUUUUGGAUCUGAGAAGGAUGGGUGGUUUCGACUUGUGUUUACACAGGGCCAUGAAUUUUUGACCUUGGCUUUGGAAAGGAUAGUCGCAGCACUUGAGGGAUAG